ACUGGUAUUCUAUUGAAAAUUCCAAAUCUAUCAAAUUGUUUAACAACUAAUCAUUUCUUGAAUUUAUAUGCCAAAUCACUUGGUCAAAUACUUUGUUCACGUAUCCGAUUCCCUGAAAUUAAUGUUAUAGUAGAUUAUUUAAUUACAUUUUUAUUAAAAUUAUUUCAUGAAGAUGUGUCAUUGUUCAAUGCAUGUUUAUCAACCUUGCCACCAAUG
Molecule: messenger RNA, 216 nt
Organism: Schistosoma turkestanicum
Lineage: Eukaryota; Metazoa; Platyhelminthes; Trematoda; Strigeidida; Schistosomatidae
Source: the annotation of a GenBank genome assembly